This is a messenger RNA of Manis pentadactyla (Chinese pangolin), 2399 nucleotides long. RefSeq names its product tripartite motif-containing protein 5-like. The coding region runs from base 1287 to 2180 and encodes 297 amino acids. Lineage: Eukaryota; Metazoa; Chordata; Mammalia; Pholidota; Manidae. The record is from RefSeq and is a predicted model, not a curated record. Gene Ontology annotation, molecular function: zinc ion binding. The transcript is spliced from 8 exons.
CCCUUUUCCUGCCCUACCCCCAGGAACUUAACUUUCAUUUUCACUCUGCUGCUCCUGAUCCUGUGUGUGGCUCUGAGCCCUGACCACUCUUCUUCAAGGAAUCGCAGCUGACUUCUUCAUCGGUGUCUGAAGUUCUUCAGGUAACAGAAGAAAUUUAUUGCUCUGAUUCCUUCCCAGGACAGCAGCUUCUUGGUCUGGAAGCGUGUCAAUCGAUACUACCUACCCUGCCCCCAAGGUAUUGGCUUGUGUGAUCCUGCGAGUGUGUAUUACAUCUCCCUCCACACUGUCCACAUACAGACACUCCUGUCGACUCCUGUCUACAUCCUUGGCAUAUUUCUAAGCCAAGGUGAAAUCUCACCACUUAAAAACACAAAACUGUCCAGAGUCUCCCAGAUGAUCUGGAUCACUUCACUUCCAUAUCUCCCAUUGCUCUCUUUAUUAAUUGGAUCAUAAAAUUAUCUCUGUUGGUCUCUGAUUAACUUGCUGGGAUAGGAGACAGACUUCUGAAGGAUGAUCCUGAGUACAUUAGGGUCAUCCCAACUCUGUAUUGAAGGUAAAUGAUUUUUGUAAGUCGUUUACUGUCUCUGUUUAUACAUCUGGUAGAGAGCUUGCCCUGGCCCAUGUACACAAACACAUUGUCAUAUAUUCUGUCAUGCUAAUAAGAGAAAUCAUUGCAAACUUAUAGCAAGUGAUGGCAGUGGUUAUGCUGUAAAUAAGGUAGAGCAUGUCCUUCUGAUAAGAGAGCUUGUAAGGAGAGUUAAUACUGAACUGUAAGAGUGAGUCAUGCUGAUAUCCGGGGCAGCAUUCCAUGCUGAGAGAAGAGCAAGUGUGAAGGCUCAUAGGCUUAAGUUGUUUGGUGCUUCUGACAUUGAGGAUGUGUUUUUUGUAUGGGUAAGAAAAAGCAAGAUCAGUAGUGAGUCACAUAGGAUCUUGGUAGAAAAGGCCACAGGUCAUCCUUUUUGUUUAGUGAAAGUAAAGGAAAAUCACCAUCAUUGCAGAGAUAAGGAUAGAAUUUGUCAUGUCUCAUGAACCAAAACUAAAGUGCUUGAAAUUAAUAUGAAAAGUCCUUUUUAUUAGGUCACCAAGCUCCUUUCCUUGUUUCUCUACCUUUUAAUUUUUUUCCUUCAGUAGUUUGGUCUUGGCCUCUCCUUGAUUUCUACACAAUAUUAUCAUUUUGCUCCUGCCUUUCUUACUCUGCUCCCUUUUAACCUUCCCAGUCAUACAGGGAUCUGUGAACAAGAAAGGCCUCAGAAGUAAGAGCAGGUCGGAGAAGGGGCGCAGUUGCGAUGGCUUUAGAACUCUUGGCGAAUAUAAAGGAGGAAUUGACCUGCCCCAUCUGCCUGGACCUCCUGGUAGAACCUGUGAGCCCAAAAUGUGGCCACACCUUCUGCCAAGCCUGCAUCUCUGCACAGAACACAGAGUUAGAGUACCAAAAAAGGAAGAUCAUCUGCCCUGUAUGCCAAAGGGUUUAUUAUGCUGAGAAACUGCACCCUAAUCGGAGCGUGGCUAACAUAGUGGAGAAGCUCAGGCAAGUCAAGUCGAGUACAGAGGAGGAGCAGAAGAAAGAUCUCUGUGUGCGCCAUGGAGAGAAACUCCUACUUUUCUGUAAGAUGGAUGGGAAAGUCAUCUGCUGGCUCUGUGAGCGGUCUCAGGAGCACCGUGGUCACCACACCUUCCUCAUGGAGGAGGUUGCCCAGGAGUACCAGGAGAAGCUCCAGUCAGUUCUGGAGAGGCUGAGAGAGGAAGAACAGGAAGCUAAGAAGUUGGAGGCUGACUUCAGAGAAGAGAAAGCUUCCUGGAAGAUUCAAAUACAAAAUGAAAAACAAAGUGUCCAGGAAGAGUUUAAACAACUGAGAGACAUCCUGGACUCUGAGGAGAAGAAGGAGCUGGAGAAGCUGGUGAAUGAGGAGGAAGAUAUUCUCGAUGACCUGGCAGAGGCUGAGAAUAGGGUGACCCAGUACAGUGGGUCCCUGAGAGAGCUCAUCUCAGACCUGGAGAGGCGGCUGAAGGGGUCCACAAUGGAGCUGCUGCAAGAUGUGAAUCACAUCAUAAAAAGGAGUGAAACCUUGACUCUGAAGAAGCCAAAAGCCAUUCCCAAGAAACAAGGGAGAGUGUUCCAAAUGCCUGAUAUGAGAAGGAUACUGCAAAUGUUUGAUGAGCUGUUAAAUGGGCAGAGGUAAGAAGUCACAGUUACCACCAAGCCAUCAUCUUCCAGAACUGUUCGUUUUCUAGAAAUGUUGUAAGACUUGUGUUUCCCCUUCCAACACAUACUCAUAGUACGUUUCUGUGAUUUGUAUACCUCUUCUCAACAACGGAGCAAAGUUCUUGCCAGAACCCACUCAAGUUAUCCUCAAGAUGCCUCUCACAAUGUCACAAAUAAAGCUACAUCAUAUCCCUCA